AUGGACCAGGUGAACCGAAGGAUUGCUGAUGGAGAUCUGAGUCUCAACCCGCUGGCCAACCUCCUGAAAACAGCAGAUAAAAAUCUGCUCGUGGAGCUGUACGAAUACUCCGAGUUUGACAGCUCUGUGCCAAACAAGCUUCCGAACGGGGUGAAGGUCUGUGACAUGGUGGCCAAUGUGAUCCGGGGUGAGAGCGACCCCUUCAGUGGCAAGUCUUUCUGCGCAUGUGAAGAAUUGAAGUUUCUCUCUUCUCCUUACACACGAGCCAUGUUGCUGGAUAGCUUCUGGUGGAUCUUUCAUGAACGGUACCAGCCAAACAAAGAGAUCCAGUAUAAGCUGUUUGACCGGAUAGCCAGAAACUAUGCCCAACUUUUACUGAAGGAACCCAGGUCCCACUACGAAGAGGUGCUCUUAAAAAGGUUGCCGAGCCUCCUGAGUAAAGCCUUGUACACCAGCUUCUGCGCCUGCUUCCCGCAGUCCUGGUUCAACACUCACGAGUUCAAGACAGACAUCUGCAACACCAUACACCUGUGGAUCACAGGUGUAUAUCCUUUACCACAAAGCUAUAUCAACUGGGACUACUCAGAACUGGAUCCAGAGAGAUUCCGGAGAGAAAAAUUAAUGUCAAAGAGAAAAAAUCUGGUAAAGGGAACAGGGAAUUACUAUCAAGCAAUGAUCUUGAGAAAAGUUACCAGUCAAGUCAAGAGGAUAUCUGAAGCAAGACAACAUGAGGCUUCAUUACCUAAAGAGUCUCACCCUGCCUGCAAGGGCCCUGAGAUGGUGGAAAGCAGCUUCAACAUUUACGGGAAGAGCCCUCUGAUUGUGCACUUCCUCUACAACUACUCCGUUCUGCGCCAGCACGGCCAGGAUGUGUUGGUCGUCAGGAAGGAGCCGACCAAGAUCAUCCCUGAGUCUGUCCCUACGUAUGAUGACAUCAUCAAGCAGGCCCUGACCAACAUGAAGAACCGGAGGGAGAACUUCUCCCAGCUGAGCCGGCUCCACUGGACUGAGUGGAAUUAUUUUGACAAGUACCUGAAGCAGCAGCAAGAACUCUUCUCCAGGAAGAUGAAGAAAAUCGACCAAAAAGCAGCAGAGAAGAAGCAGGCAAACCACGCGUUCAUCCCACCUUCCACCUUCGUUGAGGAGUACCUGGAAAAGAGGUCCAGAGGAAGCCUUCAGAAAGAGUCCAAAUUCCUUUCAAGAGAGGCAAAGACCCCCAAGACGUCAAAACCAGUGAGGUCGAAGAAGAACAUAAUGCUCUUUGACCUCUCGUCUUCCAGCUCCCUAGAGGAAUCCCUGGCCGGAGACCCAGAAGAAGCAGCCUUGUAA
Molecule: messenger RNA, 1329 nt
Organism: Elephantulus edwardii (Cape elephant shrew)
Lineage: Eukaryota; Metazoa; Chordata; Mammalia; Macroscelidea; Macroscelididae
Gene: FAM227A
Product: family with sequence similarity 227, member A
Exons: 11
Coding region: 1-1329 (442 amino acids)
Source: RefSeq, a predicted model, not a curated record